Molecule: messenger RNA, 711 nt
Organism: Coffea eugenioides
Lineage: Eukaryota; Viridiplantae; Streptophyta; Magnoliopsida; Gentianales; Rubiaceae
Exons: 2
Coding region: 1-711 (236 amino acids)
Biological process (GO): DNA integration
Molecular function (GO): nucleic acid binding
Source: RefSeq, a predicted model, not a curated record
AUGAGGCCAUUCAUCCUUUUCUUAGGCCAGAAAAUCAUCCCAAAGGACAGAGCCGAAGCAAGAAGGAUACAACGCAAAGCCGUUCGGUACGCUCUCCGUGAUGGGGAACUGUACAAGCGCUCCUACCUUGGCCCGUGGCUGAGGUGUAUUACACCCAAGGAGGGACGCCAGGUCCUCCACGAGAUACACGAAGGCCUAUAUGGGGCUCACAUCGGCCACAGGAUGUUGGCCAAGAAGACCCUGCUUCUCGGGUAUUUCUGGCCCUCUGUUCGACAAGAUGCCCAAAACUUUGUUCUCGGCUGCCCUUCCUGCCAGGGCUAUGCCCCCGAGCACCACCAGCCCUCAAACCUCAUGGUCAUCAUUUCUGAUAAUGGGAGGCAGUUUGCCGAGAACCUGUUUAAGAUUUGGUGCGAGAACCUCGACAUCAAGCAACACUUCACUUCGGUGGGCCACCCCCAAGCCAACGGUCAAGCAAAAAAUUUCAACCGAACUCUCUUGCAUGGCUUCAAGACCCGACUACACCGAACUGGAUCGUCUUGGGUAGAAGAACUCCCUAAUGUCCUGUGGUCUUAUCGGACCACGCCGAGGUCAGCCACGCAAGAAACACCCUUUUCUUUGACCUACAGAACUGAGGCUGUCAUCCCUGCUAAGAUCCUUACACCCAGUUCUCGGCUGGCAGUUUAUGCAGCCGAGGUGAACGAAGAAGAUUGA